This is a messenger RNA of Dendrobium catenatum, 887 nucleotides long. RefSeq names its product NAC domain-containing protein 104. Gene Ontology annotation, biological process: regulation of DNA-templated transcription; system development. Gene Ontology annotation, molecular function: DNA binding. Lineage: Eukaryota; Viridiplantae; Streptophyta; Magnoliopsida; Asparagales; Orchidaceae. Bases 149 to 745 code for a protein of 198 amino acids. The transcript is spliced from 3 exons. The record is from RefSeq and is a predicted model, not a curated record.
UCUCUCUCUCUCUCUCUCUCUCUCUCUCUCUCUCUCAGACACUAUAUAUACAACACCAAAGCUCAGAACAGAGCGAAUAAAACUCCGAGUUACUGCAGCUUGUAUCUCCUCCUUCUCAUAGCUCUCAGCUCCAAAACACAAAGGAAAUAUGGGAGAAGAUGCCGGUGCUGGAAAUCUCCCGCCAGGGUUCCGCUUCUUCCCCUCAGACGAAGAGCUCGUGCGCCACUUCCUUCGACGAAAGGCCUCCAUGCUCCCCUGCCACCCCGACAUCAUUCCAACUCUCGAUCUUCUCCAUUUUGACCCCUGGGACCUUCACUGCAAGGCUUUGAAGGGAGGCAAGUACUGGUACUUCUUCAGUCACAGAACAGAGAACAGAGCAACACCUAACGGCUACUGGAAGCAAGUAGGCGUGGAUGAGUUCGUUAAAGAUGUGGGGAUGAAGAAAACUCUAGUUUUCUACGUCGGAGACGCUUCUGGAGGGAUGAAAACUAAUUGGAUCAUGCAUGAAUACUGCUUACUGGAUAGUGAAGCAAGCUCGAGCAGUCGCAGCAAUGGCAGAAAGCUUUCCAGAAAGAAAGGGCAGGCCAAAGCAGGAGAUGCUAAUUACAGGUGGGUGGUGUGCCGAGUGUGCGAGUCAGGCCACAGUGUGCAGCCGUGCAGCCAAGAUGAGGCGAUGGAGCUCUCCUGUUUGGAUGAGAUUUUCUUGUCCUUCGAUGAUUAUGAUGAAGUGAGUUUGCCUGAGUAGUUGGAAAGCUAGAAUUUUGUGUUUGAGGAAGCUGAUAGAUUCCUUGGGUUCUAACCUUGUAUUUGUACACCUUACACUUUAUUUAAUAAGUUGUAUCAAUGUAUUUUUCUCCUUUCUAUCAUUAAUGCAAUGCAUGUUUUGA